AUGCCAGUAAAGUACAAGAAGGCGACGGCGCCGUUAGAUGAGACGGCAAGGGAGAGGCUGUGGGCGACGGUGCCGUUAGAUCAGACGGCGACGGAGACCUCGACGGAGUUAGCGGAGCUAGUGGACUCGUUCUAUGAAGGGAGAGGGGAUGAGGGAGAUAACUGGGUUAUCGGGUUCCGGUCGGCAGCGAGAGACUGUAGGGAGAUGCUGGAUGCCGUGAUGUCGGAUUCGGGUGAAGAUUUGAUGGGUGAGAGGAUUAGGGUUGCGGUGGAGGAUGCAGUGAAAGCUAUCGGGUCGGGUACGGAUGAGGUUAAGAGGAGGGUUAUGGGUUGGUUAAGAGAGAGAGGUUAUGAUGCAGGUCUCUGCAAAUCUCAACGGGACCAGACAACUCGAACUAAUAAUCACGACUACAUCGACAUAUUAACUCACAACGGAGCCCGCUACAUUAUUGAAAUCAACCUAUCAUCUGAGUUCGAGAUUGCUCGUCCAACUCAAAAAUACUCCACCCUCCUCAAAUCCAUACCCAAAGUGUUCGUCGCAAAGCCUGAAGUCCUAAAGAAGGUAAUCGACAUAAUGUGCGUUGUAGCAAAAGAGUCAAUAAAGAGUGCAGGCAUGCACAUCCCCCCUUGGAGAACUAAGGGGUAUAUGUAUGAGAAAUGGUUUGGGAUGUAUGAACGCGAUAUCACGAAGAAGAUGGAGGGUACUCGAGAUGAGAGCUGGUCUGCAGGGUUCUUUAUAAAUGGUGGGAGAUUUUGUAGGAUGGAGAUUGAUGGGUGGAGAGGGAGAGGGAGAAGAGAUGGGAAAUUGGCUGUUGCAUUUAGAGGCGUGUAG
Asparagus officinalis (garden asparagus) is the source of this 831-nucleotide messenger RNA. RefSeq lists its product as uncharacterized. The coding region runs from base 1 to 831 and encodes 276 amino acids. NCBI's taxonomy places the organism in Eukaryota, Viridiplantae, Streptophyta, Magnoliopsida, Asparagales, Asparagaceae. The transcript is spliced from 2 exons. The record is from RefSeq and is a predicted model, not a curated record.